UGUUUAUGAAACAAAACUAUCUUGAGAUCAUGUUUCAGAGAUCUUAAUUAAGCUCAAAUAAGAACUCCAUUAUGACGUAUAAUAUCCAAGUAUGACAUAUGAGCAUAACCUAGCCAUAUCAACUCAAAUCAGAUUUGAACUUUAGCCAAGCCUUCAUGAUAACCUAUUCGUGCCCGCAAUUGGUUAUGCUACAGUCAUUUGUUACACGAUAUAGCCCACAGCUACGUAUACACUCUCAUCUAUUUCUAUCCAUCUACUUAGCCUACUAGCUCUAUGUAGCUACAUGGCAGCAUUGAAGUACCAAUAGAAUCACACCACGCUUGAAUAAUCAUUUAUAUCCCCGUGCUGUCUAUAAAUAAGAAGGCUAGCUUGGAUCUGCUCUCACAAGCUCCAGCGAGUUCAACUACCUACUACUACUAGUAGUAGACCACCACUAUACGAUUUAUACUCACACAUACACCCACGACUGAACCUACCACCUAAGCUAACACUUUACACAAUACAUUAUAAACCAUCCAUAUUUAAUAUCGAAACAUCAUGGCCACCGCCGAAACAGCUAACUUGGGGGCCCCUCACCCUCCAAAGGAGGAGGCUAUCAAAGUCUUCGGCGAGAUUGAGGCUGAUCUGAAGAAGACCCUUCUACACAUGAAGCACACAUACCACAAACACGAGCCCGAGUACUUCGCCGCGGUCCAAAAACUCAGCGACGCGGACCUAACCGCCUUCACCUCGUCCGACCUGACGCAGGUGCGCGUCGGCAUCUCCGCCUACGGUCUGCACUUGUUCGGCAAGCUCCGCAUCCCCGCCAUGCCCGACUCCGGCCCCGCCUACAUUCACUUCCGCGCCUUCGUCGGCGGCGACGGCCACAACGAGCCCGGCGUCGCCUCCCUCCACAGCAUCCACACCGAGGACAAGGAGGAGCCCGACGGCGGUCGCGCGUACCGUGCCAUCUUCACGAAGGAGGAUCCGCUGGAGUGGUUUGAUACUUAGGUGCCUACCUAGGUACCUAGGUAGUUUGGCUGUAGAUGCAUGGGAUGAAUGAAUCUGGAAACUACCGUCGUUGAAAAUCUAGGAACAGACCUAGGUAUCAGGGUAGCCAAUAAGCAUAUUAGGUACCAAAAGAAAAAAAAGAAUCACGUUUCAUGACCACACCAGUGACUUCAGUAUACACACAUA
Molecule: messenger RNA, 1176 nt
Organism: Hypoxylon fragiforme
Lineage: Eukaryota; Fungi; Ascomycota; Sordariomycetes; Xylariales; Hypoxylaceae
Exons: 3
Coding region: 538-990 (150 amino acids)
Source: RefSeq, a predicted model, not a curated record